Phlebotomus papatasi is the source of this 6426-nucleotide messenger RNA. Its product is annotated as zinc finger protein Xfin-like. Gene Ontology annotation, molecular function: RNA polymerase II transcription regulatory region sequence-specific DNA binding; DNA-binding transcription factor activity, RNA polymerase II-specific. Gene Ontology annotation, cellular component: nucleus. The record is from RefSeq and is a predicted model, not a curated record. NCBI's taxonomy places the organism in Eukaryota, Metazoa, Arthropoda, Insecta, Diptera, Psychodidae. Gene Ontology annotation, biological process: regulation of transcription by RNA polymerase II. The coding region runs from base 108 to 6251 and encodes 2047 amino acids. The transcript has 6 exons.
CGUCUUCGCCUUUUGACAUAACCUCUUUUGUGCAACAAGAUUUUGGUGGCGUCUGAUUUCACAUAGUUCCGCAUUCUUUCUGUUUUCCCGUGUUCUUUUACGCAAUUAUGGAAAAGAAAAGUGAAGUAGAGGAAGAAAAAAUAGUUCUAGAUCUGUCGAUUGUCAAAGAAGAGUACUGCAUCCAGGAAGAAGACCCGAUUGAGUUCAAUGAUGCAUUUGAGCCCCAGCAGGACGACCCUCAGUCUCAGUCUACUUCGCAGACUACGGAAGCUGAAAGAAAUGGGCCCACUCUAUCUCAGGAUACAUCCACGCAUGCAACAAACUGGAAGACUACAAAAGCUGAUUCAAACUUCGUGGCGUCUCAGAGUCGAGACACAUCCGAGCCUUUGCCUUUAUUGAAGAUUUUUAAAACAGAACCUUACGACGACGACGACGACGUGGCGUCUGACAACACUUUCGUGUUUGCUCAUAUGCUGGAGGCUCUCAUUCCAAUAGCUGAAUCAAUUCUUCAUCAAGAGCAGGAGGAGUACAUGAAGAAGUUGGCUCUUGGGCCAAAUGCACAGAAUUAUGACAAAGUUUGUCUCGGUAAAAUGAAAAUUGAGCAAGAAGAAGAAGAAGAAGAAGUAUACCUGGAUCUUUCUAUUGUGAAAGAAGAGGAAUGUGUGCAGGAAUACAGUGCGUCUAUUGAUAUCGAGGCCUUUCCGAAAUCUCCGCAACGUGAAUUGGGUUUGGAAGCUUUCGUUCCGAACACAGAACCAAGUGACUGUCCGGAAGAGGAGCACGUGCCUUUGAGAACGGAAUUAAAUACUGCUGAGACACAAAUUGCUGAAGGCGCUGAACGCUGUGAAUCUGACCAGGAGAAUGAUGAUAGGACUUUUGAUGAUACAACAUUUGACGAUGCAACUUUUAAUGAAAACCCGGAGGUUCCUGAAAAUCCUCCUCCUGCUGAAAGUCACCCUUUAUUUUUAUGUCAAUUCUGUGGUGCUUGUUACGCAAAGCCUCGCUUGUUGAGGAGGCACACCAAAAAUUGCCGAAAACUUCACAAGCGAAAUAAGCCUGAUUAUUUUGAAUGUGCUACAUGUGGUAAAAAAUUUCGACAAAAGAGUCAUUUGGCCGAUCAUGUGAUCAUUCAUGUUAAAAAUAGGCCAACGCAAAAAUGUGAGUUCUGUGAAAAAUCAUACAAGAUCGGUUCCUCGUUGCGGGGACACAGAUUAAUAUGCAAGUCAAAGAUGUAUCGAGCAGCACCUUCGUCAAGAAUUAUGUCUAUGCGCGCGAGGAAAUUAGCAAAGGAUGUUGAAGAGCAGACACAAUCAUCAGAUCCAGGAGCAGUCAAGCAGAAAAGAAGAAACAAUGUUCAGAAGCAGACACAAUCAUCAGAAUCAGAACAAAUGCAAUUGAAUUUUUCACUAGAAGAAUUGCCAAAAAGCGUAAGCAAUCUUCCUGAAACGGUUGUAACAGAAUCUAGUGAAACACAAAAUGAGAAGGAAAGAGAUAAUUUUGAAUGUCGCAGCUGUGGUAAAAAAUUCAGAUAUGAGCAAACUUGGUGGGAACAUGAGGUUACGCAUCUUGAAGAUAGGCCAUAUGUUCCGUGUGAAAUAUGCGGAGAAGGCUUUUUGAUUGGGACUCCAUAUCGAAUUCAUCUUACAAAAUGCAAAGCAACCCAACGACGUAAGGGAAUUCCACGAAAUGCUGAACCAGUACAAAAGAAGGAAUUGGAUGAUGUUCAGGAAUUACAAGAAGGAAAUUACAGUCUGUCAGAGUAUCUAAGGCGAACGGAAACUGAAGAAUCGGAACCAAGAGAAUCUGAAGAAGCAAAACCAAGUGAACCAGAAGAAUUACAAUCGGCCGAAAUGCCAAGAGUUCCUAACAUCAAGAAAUGUUCAAUGUGUGGAAAACGGUUUAAGAGUGUACAAUGUGUGUUGGAACAUGAACUUAUCCAUAUGGAAAAUAGACCAUCGGUUACGUGUCAGAAAUGUGGAAAGUGUCUUCUGAUUGGAGCUGGUUUUCGGAGGCAUGUGCUGAGCUGCGUUGGUGAAUUUGAUUAUCGGUCACUUAUUCACAUUGUUGAGCCAAAAUAUCAGGAUAUCCUGAAUAAACUUCAGGACAUCAUAGAACAACGGGCUAACCUGUCGAAGUCCACAAAGUCGAACGAAUCCGAAGCCCCGCAAUCAACUGAAUAUGAAGAGCAGCAAUCAAUAGAAGAAGAACAAGUGCAACCAACUGAACAUGAAGCACUGCAACCAAUGGAAGAAGAACAGCAACCAAUUCACUACAAUGAAUCACAAAUAAAGGUACUACGAGAAUUGGGAAGGGGCUUCAAGUGCCGAACUUGUGGCUCCAUGUUCAAGAGUCGACAAUCUUGGAUAGAGCAUGAAUUAAUCCAUUUGAAAAACAGACCCUCUAUUGCGUGUAAGAAUUGUGACAAGAAGAUUUUAUUUGGAACUUCUCUUCGAAAGCAUUGGCAACAGUGCGUUGGGACUUUUGAUUAUGCAGUAUUUGCCCGAAAUCUUGGUCCUGAAUAUGAGGAGAUGUUCAGAUAUUUUCUGUCAUCGAAGCCUUUUAUAUCAGCAAAUUCAAAUUCUGAUCCUCCUGAACCACCAACGUCAACUGAAAGUGAAAAACCACAGAUAACUGAAUACAUAUCGAUAGGGAAUGUCCGGAAGUGCCGCACUUGUGAUAAACCGUACAGGUCUGUUCAAACAUUGAGGGAACAUGAAUUGACUCAUCUUAAAAAUAGACCUCGCGUUCCAUGCAAGUAUUGUGGAGCGUACUAUCUGUUGGGAGGUUCUCUACGGAUCCACAUGCAACAAUGCAUAGGUAGACAGGGUAGACAACGAAAGGAUUUAGUACAGAAAGGUGACCUCGAAACAGUUGAAAAGUCGCAAUUGAAGGAAGAAAACUCUAGUCUUGGUUUUGACAGUGGAAACAUUAGUCAACCAGACUUUGUCAAAGAAGACUACAAUCCUACUGAGUUCGCCACGGAAGAACCAAAAUCGAUAGAAUCCCAAAAUGAUCCAAUUUUCAAAUGUUCCACCUGUGAUAAAGUAUUCCUAUUGAAACGAACCUUAGUGGAACAUGAAAUAAUCCACAUACAAAACCGACCUCGUAUUCCAUGCAAAAAGUGUGGAGUUAUGUAUUUGAUGGGUUCUUCUCUCAGGACUCAUCAGCAAAAGUGUUUCCGCUCACGUACAGGGAAGGUACUUUCACGAAAUCUUCGACGUGCUCAAGAGAAGAAAAUGGCUGAACAUCAAAUGGACGAGAAAACAAUUCCCAAUCUUACUGAAACAAGUCAAAAGGACUUUGAAAAAGUAAUCAAACCCGAAUUGGAGGAAGACUUAAUAUGUACGACUUGUGGCAAGCGUUUCAAAACAAAACAAUCAUGGAAAGAACAUUCAUUCAUCCAUCUUGAGAAUCGACCUCGUGUUAGGUGUGCAAAAUGUGGAAUGUCGGCCCUGUUGGGAUCACCAUUUCGGCUUCAUGUUCAGAAAUGCUAUGGGAAAGAUCAGUUUUGGAAACGUCCUAAAAAUAUCUCUUCUGCACAAAAGAGAAGUACAAGAAAUCUUCUAUCAAAGUUUGAAGAGGUCAAUGGUGAUGAACCAGAUGAUAGUAUGGAAGCCGUACAUGAAAAGACUCCUCCAGAGACAGUUGAGGAUCCCCCAGAGGAAAGUUUUGAUCCACCAGAUCUACCUGAAGUUCCUGAAGUUACUAGUGAACCCAAGAAAAAGAUCUUCCAGUGUAGUUACUGUUGGAAGGUGUGCUAUCGAAAGGAUAAUUUAGCUCAUCAUAUCGUUACACAUCUAAAACAUCGAUCCUACAUUACAUGCAAAUUAUGUGGCACUGAGUUAUUGGAGUCUUCUAUGUGGUCGCAUCGGAUGAGAUGUAAUGAGAAUUCACGGCUUCCUUACAAACCAAAACGUGCAAGGAGACCACGUAUUAAGAAACGUUUUGGAUCACCAAAGAGAAUUCAGAAGACUGUCGCUACUAAAAGACGCCAAAAUCUCAUUCCAGCCAAAUCUGCAUCUGCAUUUACGUGUGAUAAUUGUGGAAGACAUUUUAAGUUGAAGCACUUCCUUCGUGUCCAUCGAAGGACAUGUGGUCAAACUCAGAUAGUUCCAAGGGAAGAUCCAGUACCAGAAGAACAACCAAGUGAGCAGAUGGAGCAGAUGGAGCAGAUUGAAGAAAGAGGCAAGAAGCACAAGUGUUCAACUUGUGGUAAAGCAUUUAAUAGGAGACAAGCAUGGAAGGAACAUGAAAUAACCCAUCUUAAAACCAGACCACUACUCAAGUGUGGUAAAUGUGGAGUGUCAUAUCUUAUGGGAUCGCCAUUUCGAAAGCACUUUGCCAAAUGUACUGGUCGCCCAAAGCGUGGGACUCCUUCGUUAAAAUUCAAUGGAUCGAGAAAGGAUCUUCAAGACAAACGUCAGAAGACAAUAAAAAGUCCUACUAAGAAAAUGUCGAAACGAUCAAAAGAGGCCAUCCUCAUCGAAAAAGGAUUCAACUAUAAGUGCUCUAUUUGCGGUAAGAGAUACAAAGGAAGAACAGAUUGCAGCGAACAUGAGUUGACUCAUCUUCAAAAUCGACCUCUUUGUAAGUGUGAUAAAUGUGGAGUAUCAUACUUCAUGGGAUCGUAUUUCCGGAGACAUCAGAGGCUUUGCGAUGGUCAACCUCGACGUGGAACAGUUCUUGCUACGCCAGAAGGGAAACGAUCGGAAAACAAUGCUGUAGAACAUCCGAAAACAAGUCGAACUGUUCCUCAGCCAGUUCAGAAGAAAUCUGAUAGCACUAACGAGAAGCGGAAGAAGUUGAUAAUUAAAUGUGCAACUUGUGGUAAAAGAUUCAACCACAUACAGAAGUUGAAGGAUCACGAAGUGAUUCACCUUAAGAAUAGACCACUUGCUAAGUGUCAUAAAUGUGGAGUUUCAUACUUUGUUGGAUCUUAUCAAAGGAUGCAUGUAAGGAAGUGCAACGGUGAACCACGACGAGGAACGGAUCCCAAGAGAAUUGCACAGUUAAAAGUCAAAACUGAUGUUAAGGAUCAACCGAAAUCAAGCAGCAGUCGUGGGAGAGUAGUUCGAAAGCAAGCUCAAGAAAACAAAGUUAGCCAGUCGAAGAUAGUUCGGAAGCAAGUCAAAAAAGUCAAGUCAAACCGUAAGCCAAGAAAUUACAUUCACAAAUGUGCUACGUGCGGUAGAUCAUUUGAUCGACCACAACUAUUGAAGGACCACGAAUUUCUUCAUAUGAAGAAUAGGCCGAUGAAAAAAUGCGAUAAAUGUGGUGUUAAAUAUUUGAUGGGAAUCUACCUGCGGAAGCAUAUGCAAAAAUGCACUGGUCAACCUUUACGUGGUACACCUCUUGCAAAAGUUGAAAAGAAGAAGAAGGCUAUUCAAGAGAACUCGAAAUCAAGAAGUCCACCCAAAAGAGUUCAGUCUCCACGUAAAGAACCCGAAAGAAAAAGUCAGAACAAUAUGAUGUACAAAUGUUCAACUUGUGGUAAAUCAUUCAGACAAUUACUUCAAUAUACCGAGCAUAAAUUGGUACAUCUUAAAGAUAGACCUCUUGCUGAAUGUCCUUCAUGUGGAGUUUCAUAUUUGAUGGGAUCUUCGUUUAGGAGGCAUAUUAGCCAAUGCAAUGGUAGUCCUAUGCGUGGGACACCGCAGAAAAAACUAGAUGAGCAAAGCAACGGUUCCACAUUGAAUGAACAUCAAACGACAAUCAGUCGUCCGAUUGUGCCAGUGAGAGAACCAGAGAGAGCAUUCAAAUGUGCAAUUUGCGAUAAGAUAUUUCAGCAAAAGGAAAAUUUAACUGCACAUAUGAAUACUCAUGUUCAUCUCCAAAAUACUUCACUUAUUCCAUGUGAACAUUGUGGCAUUCCCUAUUUGGAGUCCUAUCUUCGAAUGCAUAGAAAGAUAUGCCAGGGACCCACAGAGAUACUUGCACCGCUUCCCCAAACAGAAGCACCCGUUACAGAAAAGCCCCAAGAAGCCAAAAAGACGACCCCAAAGUUUAGCUCCAGAAAAUAUGAAUGCCCAGUUUGCUUUAAAAUAUUCGGCCAUAAGGGGUCGCUACAGAAUCACAUGUCUGUCCAUAGAGACAGACGCCCUGACAUCUCAUGUGAAAAAUGUGGAACUUCUUUCACAAUGCUUCAAAGUUUACGGAGGCAUCAGAAAAAGAAUACUUGUCAAUAUCAAAAAAAUAAGGUAAGUGCCACUUAUACGUCACAAGUCACGAAUGACGCUAGAAAGGAGCAAUAAGGUGGCUAAGUGAAAAAACGAAUUAUUCGUCAGUACAUUAAAAGCAUUGAUAAAAAUUAUACCUAUAAAAUCUGAUUUUUAUUAUUACUACCUCUUUAUAAGUUGUUUAGUUUUAAAAAUUAAUUGUAGCUAGGAUUGAUUUUAAUAAAUACCUUUUUUAUGAAAAGGAUAAAAA